AUGGCCUACAGAAGAAGAAGCAUAGCCUCAUCUAUUGCAGAUGUCUUUACUAUAAGUCCUCUGCCAUACCCAGUUCUCCUUAUUCUAGCAGUGAUCUUAAUCUUCUUUUCUAUAUCAUGGUAUGUCUCUUAUGACUCAAUUAUAGAAGCUGCAGAAGUGCAGAUGAGUUGGGCGCUAUUAGCCAUUCCUAUACUACUUCUAAUGGCAGUCCACUUGGUGUCAUCCAUGGAAAAUUCUGACCUCUUCUCUGCUUCCUCGCCCUAUGGUUAUCGCCGCCGCAGCUACCAUAGUCCUCAGGAAGGCAGCUCUCCAUGGGGCGUGGCUGCUUUAAUUGUGUUGUUGCUUAUUAUGGUGCAAUACCAGUCUGUGUUCCAUGAUAGCUGGCUUGUUUAG
Messenger RNA from Vitis vinifera (wine grape), 393 nucleotides. RefSeq lists its product as uncharacterized. NCBI's taxonomy places the organism in Eukaryota, Viridiplantae, Streptophyta, Magnoliopsida, Vitales, Vitaceae. The transcript has a single exon. The coding region runs from base 1 to 393 and encodes 130 amino acids. The record is from RefSeq and is a predicted model, not a curated record.